This is a messenger RNA of Aedes albopictus (Asian tiger mosquito), 1012 nucleotides long. RefSeq names its product signal peptidase complex subunit 3 (gene Spase22-23). Gene Ontology annotation, biological process: protein targeting to ER. Gene Ontology annotation, cellular component: signal peptidase complex; membrane. NCBI's taxonomy places the organism in Eukaryota, Metazoa, Arthropoda, Insecta, Diptera, Culicidae. Bases 238 to 777 code for a protein of 179 amino acids. The transcript has 3 exons. The record is from RefSeq and is a predicted model, not a curated record.
GACACUUUGUUGCUUCGUGUCGCGAUUUUCGAUUCACACAGCCCAAGCGGCACUUUCAUCGGGAAAUUUUUUAUCCUCGGAGGAAAAACUACUGGAUUCUGGUGAAAAUCUGUUGAUUAUUUCCCAAUUCAGCGGGACAGUGAGAAAUCGUAAGAAGAACUGUGAUUGGCUGAUUGUGGGAAGCCAAAAGUGUGAAAUUCAUUCGGAAGCCGGGAGAACCCGUCAGCCACCAGCAAAAUGCACACCGUUCUGACUCGAGGGAACGCAAUCCUGGCCUAUUCGCUGAGCGUGCUGGCCUUCCUGACGUUCUGCUGCUUUGCGUCGACGUUUUUCUACGACUACCGGACCGAUGCCAAGAUCAACACCGUCAAAGUGCUGGUCAAAAACGUUCCGGACUUUAGCGCUUCCCGGGAGAAGAACGAUCUGGGAUUCCUGACGUUCGAUCUGAGCACCGACCUGAACGGUUUGUUCAACUGGAACGUGAAGCAGCUGUUCCUGUACCUGACGGCCGAGUACCAAACCGAGCAGAACGAGUUGAACCAGGUGGUCCUGUGGGACAAGAUUAUCCUGCGGGGCGAAAAUGCCAACCUGGACUUCAAGAACAUGAACACCAAGUACUACUUCUGGGAUGAUGGUAACGGUUUGAAGAACCACCAGAAUGUGACGUUGACCCUGUCAUGGAACAUUAUCCCCAAUGCCGGCCUGCUGCCGAGUGUGUUCGCCCACGGGUUCCAUUCGUUCAAAUUCCCAGAAUCUUACAUGCCUUCACCGGUCUAACCGGAGGCUUGCCGUUAGAGAAAAGACUUUUUUCUAGUUUGAUCGUAUGCAGUGAAGCAGCUACGAAAACGUCGGAAGCUGUAUUGCGGAAGUUCUGGAUGAAUGGUUGGAAUAAAGUUCCGACCGUGGAGAGUGUAAACAAUUAAAGACAGAAACCAGGUAAGCAUUUGGACCAGAGAUAAAUUAAGUUCAUAUGAGUGGAAAAAAAAAGUUUGGAAUAUCUGUCAGUCAACAA